This is a messenger RNA of Gavia stellata (red-throated loon), 409 nucleotides long. It is a transcript of the gene SERTM1, whose product is annotated as serine rich and transmembrane domain containing 1. The record is from RefSeq and is a predicted model, not a curated record. Bases 51 to 374 code for a protein of 107 amino acids. The transcript has a single exon. Gene Ontology annotation, cellular component: intracellular membrane-bounded organelle. Lineage: Eukaryota; Metazoa; Chordata; Aves; Gaviiformes; Gaviidae.
CUACCUUUCAAUCCAAGAUCUGUUGUGAUAUUUAAAACACAAACCCAAAAAUGUCAGAACCCGACCCUUCAUCUGGAUUUGUAGGAAACAUGGAAAAUGGGACUUUCCUGGAGCUGUACCCCACAUCCCUUUCAACUUCAGUGGAUUCAUCGCCUGGCCGUUUAUCCAAUGUCUAUGUCUAUGUUUCUAUAUUCCUUAGUCUCUUAGCUUUUCUCCUUUUGCUAUUGAUCAUUGCACUUCAGAGGCUGAAAAACAUAAUUUCUUCCAGUUCCUCCUACCCAGAAUAUAAUAGUGAUGCUGGAAGUUCUUUCACUAAUUUGGAGGUUUGUAGUAUUUCUUCCCAGCGCUCUGCUCUCUCAAACCUUUCUUCAUGAAAUUAAAUGAAAGGAAACGCACGGGGAAUGGAAGA